CCCUGGUGGUAGCACAAUGAGGUGGAACUGCGCAGUCAUCAGCGCCAGCUGUGCCAAGACUCUCCUCAUCAUCCUAAAUGGCUGCUGUAUUCUACUAGCCCUCUCCACUUUCGUGUUCGCGGUUGUGGACACGAGGAUCCUGAAGCAGUAUGGCCGGGAGAACGCCAGCGGGACUUUCACUGGUGACGUCAUCAUCAUCAUCGCCUGCCUGCUGCUCAUCGCUGUGGUGACGAUGGGCACCGUGGGGGCUUUCAAGGAACAUGUCAAGAUGUUGUAUUUGUACAUAGGUUUCCUGAUGCUGAUGGUUGCUCUGGAGGUGCUGAUAUCGAUAUACGUGUCGGUCCAGCGUUACGGCCUACAGUUCCGCGUCAGCGAGUGGCUGAGACAGGAUUUCUUUGGAAACGGCACCGAAUUGAAUCAGGGGAUGUGGGACGAGUUGCAGUUAACUUACGAGUGCUGUGGCCUGAACGGGCCGGAUGACUACUUGGCGAUCCGGCAGCCGAUUCCUCUGUCGUGCUGCCCGCGAGCCUACCGUGCCAGAACUGCUUACGCGCAGGAAAUACUCUAUAACACCUGUAUCAGAUCAAAAAGCUACUACAUGACUGGCUGUGAGGAUCAGCUGUUGGGUUUGCAGCAGUCUGAUGCCGACUGGUUGGUCGGAGUCGCAGUGACGGCAUUCUGGUUUGAGGCCAUUCAGAUGCUGCUGGCGAUGCAUGUGGCGAACAGAGCGAAGAACAACGUACAAGUCUACAAGGCCACUGUUCGAUAUUAAGGAUUUUUCCAUAAAAAUUAUAGACAAUUACCCAAAUUGAUAUUGAUUUCAGUCCUUAGAGGACAAACUAUUGAUUGGUCCCUUCGAAAUCUUUGAGUAUUUGUCAACACUCUGCAAUGUUAACCCAAAAUCAGUGUUAAGUGGGAUAUUAUGGUUAUUUCAGGUGUACCUAUGUAUAUACAAAAAUAUUGUUUAACAUUAAUAAUUGCGAUGAAAUACACUUUAAACGAA
Messenger RNA from Aricia agestis (brown argus), 1003 nucleotides. Its product is annotated as 23 kDa integral membrane protein-like. Bases 17 to 772 code for a protein of 251 amino acids. Gene Ontology annotation, cellular component: membrane. The transcript has 6 exons. Lineage: Eukaryota; Metazoa; Arthropoda; Insecta; Lepidoptera; Lycaenidae. The record is from RefSeq and is a predicted model, not a curated record.